This is a messenger RNA of Scophthalmus maximus (turbot), 3313 nucleotides long. RefSeq names its product HEAT repeat containing 3 (gene heatr3). Gene Ontology annotation, biological process: ribosomal large subunit biogenesis; protein import into nucleus. The record is from RefSeq and is a predicted model, not a curated record. The transcript is spliced from 15 exons. Bases 153 to 2183 code for a protein of 676 amino acids. Lineage: Eukaryota; Metazoa; Chordata; Actinopteri; Pleuronectiformes; Scophthalmidae.
ACGGCAGGGAACAGUCUUCCACAUGGGCCUCCUCCCCCCAGGCUGAAGCCGGAGCGUUCGUUCUACGUUGUGUUGUGAGGGGGAAUUAUAAGAAGACGUUGCACACACCGGCUGCACUUUGGUUUAAAAAAAAAUAAAUAAAAAAAGGUGAAAUGGGAAAAAGCCGAACCACUAAAUUCAAACGUCCGCAGUUCAACGCCGUGGGGCUGCCGGUGAGCGCCGCCAAGGAAGAGGAGCCCGAGGGAGACGAGCACGGCGAGGACGGGUGUCCCGCUGCGGAGCUGCUGGAGAAGCUGCUGAGUCCCAGUGCAGACGUGCGGGAGUUCGCCUGUGCCAGCAUCUCCCGGGUUGUGCAGCAGAGCCAGACCAUCCCGGGCUUCCUGCAGAGGGAUGCCGUGAGGCGCCUGGGGCCCAUGCUGCUGGACGGCAGCCUGGCGGUCAGGGAGACUGCCACAGGAGCGCUCAGGAAUCUGAGUGCAUGUGGAGGUCAGGAGGUGUGCGAGGACAUGGUGAAGCACGACGUCAUGACUCCUCUGACAGCACUGCUUAGAGAGUGCUGUGCUGGUUUUGAGAGCGCCGUUGUGCAGAUGAAAGAGCAGAAGAAUGCGGUGGAGGAUGUCGCCAACGAGGCUGUGAACCUUCUCUGGAAUCUAUGUGAGUGCAGCAGCCAGGCGUUGUCUGUGUUCAACAAGGCAGGUCUCCUGGAUCUGGUCGUCCAGUGUCUGGAGAGACACCCACACAACGUGGAUCUGGCCAUAUCUGCAGCCCACUGUUUGCACACUGUGACUGAGGAUAACCCAGAGCUGCUGUGUAGCAUGAACACUGCUGUGCUCGGCGCCCUGGAGAACGUUCUGCUGUCGUCUCAGCCAGGCAUGGCACACACACUGCUCAGGACAUUGGCUGCAGGGACACUGUGGAACAUGAAGGGUAGCCUGCCCACUGCCCGCCAGGCCCAGGCUCUCAAUGCCGCGGUGGCCACCUUGUCACAGUGCCUGGAUCUGAACACGGGAGAACUCAUACCUGAACUCAGACAAGCAGAAGAGGUUCGUCACAAGAACGCGCCGUCUGUGACAGACGCAGAAGACCAGGCUGCAGGGGAGAUUCCUCUAGACGAGAUGGACGAGGAGGAGGAGGAGGAGGCACCUAAACAGAAGAGGAAUGGGAAAGAUAACGAUUUCUCCGACCUCCUGCCUAGGGGCAUGGAGGAGCUGAGGGAGGCAACGGCCUUGCUGACAGCCCAGCAGACGUCCUUAGAGAUCAUCGUCAACAUGUGCUGCUCUGACGACCCAUCUGAUGACGAGUGGGAGGAAGAGUCGAGCAGCGACGAAAGCGACAUGGGUCCGGAUGGUCUUUGUGAUGGAGUGUCCAAUCUCAUGUCGCCACUGUGCUUGUCAGCAGAGGUUCACGGUGCUUUAAUCAACCACAACAUCCCUGAAAAGGUCCUAAAAAAGACAGAAUUCCCCAGAACAGAAGCCAUGGAUGUUUGCCAUCAGAAUCCCUCCUGGAGAGGCCUGAUAAAAAGGAUGCAGCGCGUACAGUCCCGGGCUCUGACGUGCCUCCAUAGCAUCCUCUCCACCAUGGACGCAGAGUCUCUGGGAGGACCAGCAGCCCUGCAGGCAGCAGCGCAGCACCUGUCUACCCUGGUUUUUGGCGCAGCAGAGAUGCCCAAAGACGAGGAGUUCCUCGAGGCUGUCAUCAGUGCCAUGCGAUCUCUUUUACAGAUGAUUGCCUCCAAAAGUAUCCCCCAGUGUAUGACCCCCCAGCAGCUGAUGAGCCUGAGCGAAGCGGCCAACUGCUGUGAUGUUGUCAGUGUGAGGGUCAACGCCGUCGCCAUUCUGGGCAUCACUGGCAGCACAUUAGCCAAAGAGAAAGGCACUGCUGCAACCCUUCAGAUGAUCGGAACUGCCUUACUUGAAGUUGCCACGAAGGACGCCGACCUGGUUGUAAACGGAGAAGCCCUCGACGCCUUGUUUGACGUGUUUGCGGAUGGAGACGAGGCGGAGACAGCUGCUAAAAACAUCCAGUUACUACCUGCACUGAAAGCACUUCAGCCCGUCUUCAAAGCCAAGAUUCGUAAAGAGGGAAGAGGCAAGUACAGCCCUCAGCAGCUGUGUGUGCUAGACAACAUCAAAGUCAACCUGAGAAGAUUCAUUGGUUAUCUGGAGAAGGCGGUGAAAAAAUGAGGACAUUUCAGUGCUUCACAUCAGUUGAACAUGUAUGCUUUUUGGAUGGAUAUUUCAUGCAGGCAGGAGCACUGCACGAAAAACAGAAUAUGGUUGUGAAACCAUUGAGUAUUUAUUAUGUUGGAAGGGAACCAUUGUUAAUCCUUUGUUACAAUGUUUAUAUUCCCUAAAUAAGGAUUUACUAUUUUACUUAGUGGCGUGAAAGUUUAUUUGUUUUGAAGAAAGAAGAAUAGAAUCCAAUAAGAAUUUUUUACUGCAUGUUGGUUGCAGUUAAGAUCCCCCCCUACAUUUAACUUUUAUUUUGAAUGUGAAAUUUUUUCAUGCUCCCCAGAAACAUUUGAAAAGAACAGGUGUGGUGAAACGAUGGCAAGUUUCCACGUGGUGACCCAUAUCGUGGCGCCACAUUUCUAUCGGCUAAACAUUUGAUGUUAUGCAGUUCUGCAGGUCCUGAUGAGGAGAAUAUGAGGUAGAGCUGUUCAUAACUCCCCCUUAUAAGAGUCAGUUUAGUAUCAGCUACUAUACUGUAUGUAAAGGAGAUUCUGCCUUGUGGAAUCAUUAUUUUGUUAAACAAUUGGCUUGGCCAAGAUAAAUAAAAUUACUAUUUAAUUUUUUGGCAUUUCAGCCUUUAGAAAUAAGCACAUGUUCUCUACAUCUGCCUCACUGUGGAUCAUCUGCUUCCCAUGCGUUCCCUUCUCACUCAGCGAGGCUCUACUCUGCGUGGAGCGGUAGCUGCUUUUGCAGUGGUUACUCUUUGAACUUUUCCGUCUGCAGGUCACCACAGCAACCAGUUCAUACUGACAGCAUUUGCUUCAGUAACGUGAUAAAAGAAUUGCCUAAAUACAAAUUUAAAAAACCAAACAACCAUCCGCAUCCAGCAUUGCUUCUAAAGCUGCUAAUCCUGUUCUUCAACGCAGCAGGUUUGAAAUUAUGUACUACCAUGAUAGUCUUAUUUUUGCACCUAACUCUUGGGGGAUAUCAUGUCAACCCCUCAGCUGUGCUGAUUUAUUUGUGAUAACUUCUCUGUGGACUAUCAAAGACAAUUUCAAAGACUCAUUUGAGGGAGAAUAUGUCAUCAGGCUAUGAAUGAAUGAAUGUCUUUCCCACCCACCAUUAAAUCCUGGUGUCUUAAA